AUGGUAGCCGUGGACCAUAGGGGGCUGCCGGAGGGGACACGCCCCCAGCCACGUCGUUCCUCCAAGUCGGCCGAGCGAAGGCCCCACCAGGAACGUCCUCGGCAGUCCCGUAAAAAGCUCCAGGUGAUCAUCUGCGUCCUGCUGGUAGAACUGUGUGAGAGGUUCACCUUCUUCGGCAUUGUCUGUAACAUGAUCCUGUUCUGCACUGUGAAGCUGGGCUAUGACAACCACCAGGCUGCCACUGUUAACCUGUGCUUUGUGGGAGCCAGCACCCUGACUCCUGUCCUAGUGGGAUGGUUGGCUGAGACCUGCUUGGGCAGGACCAAGGUCCUCUACCUCUGUGCUUUACUCCACUUUUUCGGCACUGCCAUGCUGCCAGUGGUUGCCUUCCCAUUCGAGGACUUCUACAUUGACACGCACCACAUGACCCACCAUCUGGAACCUCAUGAGCAGCAGAUCCUGUUCUACACGGGCUUGCUGGCUGCCGCGCUCGGCAUCGGGGGCAUUAGAGCCAUCCUCUGUCCCAUGGGGGCCUACCACCUGCAGGGCUACGAUCAGCACCAGCUCCUUUCUUUCUUCAACUGGUUCUACUGGCUGGUGAACCUGAACUCCACAGUGGUGUUCCUGGGUAUUGCCUACAUCCAGCAGUCUGUGGCCAGGAACCUGGGCUUCCUCAUCCCCUUCACCUCCGUCCUGCUAGCUUUGUUGGCCAUCCAUAUGGUCCGCAACAACCUCACUUUCAAGCCCAAGAAAGGCAGUUCUCUGCUCACCACGCUGGGUGUGUUCCUGAACUCUCUGAAGAUGUGCUGCCUGCGGCGCCACCACCUGGGAGGAGAUGAGGGCAGUUGGCUGGAUCGGGCCAAGGAGAACAACGGAGGCUGCUACAGUGAGACCCAUGUGGAGAACGUCAAGGUGUUGGCUCGUCUCUUCCCCCUCUAUGGCCUCCAGCUCCUCUAUCGAGCCUGCAUCACUCAGAUUCCCUCAGGUUACUACAUUCAGACCAUGAACUCUAACCUGCACCUGAAUGGCUUCCUGCUGCCCAUAGCGGCCAUGAACGUGAUCAGCAUCCUGCCUCUGCUGCUGCUGGCCCCGCUUAUAGAGUGUGUGACCACCUGUUAUCUUACCAUGGAGAAAACACCACUGGGCCCAGCACAAGUUAUAACUCUGGGCCACGCAUGUGCAGCCUUAUCUAUGUUGGUGGCAGGCAUUUUGGAGAUACACAGGAAGGGCUAUCCCUUGGUGGAGCAGGCCUUGUCAGGGAAAGUGAUCCAGGUGUCUUCCAUGGCCUGCUUCCAGCUGGCUCCUCAGUACAUCCUGCUGGGCCUAGCCGAGGCCCUGGUCACCCCUGCCUGUUCUCUAAUUUCCUUCCACCUGACCCCCAGCCACAUCAGAGGCAUUUCCCUGCACUUCCUCACUCUGUCAUACGGAGGGGGCUGUUUCCUAGGUGCCCUCAUCAUUCAGCUGGUUUAUUUGCUCUCUGGGGGUAACUUCUACCCUAACACACUGCAUGAUGGGAACUUGGAGAGAUUCUUCUUCUUCCUGGCUACUCUGAUGGCCAUCAACACCCUGGUGUUCUGGUGGAUCUCAUAUAGGUACAAGGAUCUGAGCGUGGUGCACGGCAGAGCGAUGGGCUGCAGCUUGCUAGCGGAGAAGCUACAACGCUACAAGACCUGCCUGCGUUACUAUGACACCAUGGAACGUUCCUACACCACUGCCUCCAUUGAAAGUAUUUUGUAA
This is a messenger RNA of Hypomesus transpacificus, 1737 nucleotides long. It is a transcript of the gene slc15a5, whose product is annotated as solute carrier family 15 member 5. The coding region runs from base 1 to 1737 and encodes 578 amino acids. Gene Ontology annotation, biological process: transmembrane transport. The transcript has 9 exons. Gene Ontology annotation, molecular function: transmembrane transporter activity. The record is from RefSeq and is a predicted model, not a curated record. Gene Ontology annotation, cellular component: membrane. NCBI's taxonomy places the organism in Eukaryota, Metazoa, Chordata, Actinopteri, Osmeriformes, Osmeridae.